Molecule: messenger RNA, 2208 nt
Organism: Pogoniulus pusillus (Red-fronted tinkerbird)
Lineage: Eukaryota; Metazoa; Chordata; Aves; Piciformes; Lybiidae
Gene: SP8
Product: Sp8 transcription factor
Exons: 2
Coding region: 42-1544 (500 amino acids)
Biological process (GO): regulation of transcription by RNA polymerase II
Molecular function (GO): DNA-binding transcription factor activity, RNA polymerase II-specific; RNA polymerase II cis-regulatory region sequence-specific DNA binding
Source: RefSeq, a predicted model, not a curated record
AAUAUAAAAAAGAUCCUCUGAGAGGAGGGCACUUUUGUGUGAUGGCAACUUCACUUCUAGGGGAGGAACCGCGGGUAGGUUCUACGCCGCUGGCCAUGCUCGCCGCGACCUGCAACAAGAUCGGCAGCCCCAGCCCAUCGCCGUCCGCCCUCUCGGACAGCACGUCCUCCUUCGGCAAAGGCUUCCACCCCUGGAAACGCUCCUCCUCCUCCUCGUCCUCGGCGGGCAGCUGCGGCGCAGUGGGCUCCGGUCUCCCGGGCUUCGGUGUGGCGGGCGCGGCUCGCAACGGCUCCUCGGCGGCGGCGGCGGCGGCAGCGGCGGCGGCAGCGGCGGCCGCACUCGUCUCGGACUCGUUCAGCUGCGGCGGCUCACCGGGAUCCAGCGCCUUCUCCCUCACCUCCAGCACCGCGGCGGCCGCCAGCUCGCCCUUCGCCAACGACUACUCCGUCUUCCAGGCGCCGGGCAGUGCCGGCGGCGGCGGCGGAGGAGGAGGCGGCGGCGGCGGGUCGGCGGGACAGGAGGCAGCGGCGCACCAGCCCGUCUUCAUCUCCAAGGUGCACACGUCGGUGGAGGGGCUACAAGGCAUCUACCCUCGUGUGGGCAUGGCGCACCCCUACGAGUCUUGGUUCAAGCCCUCGCACCCGGGGCUGGGCGCCGGUGAGGUGGGCUCGGCGGGCGCCUCCAGCUGGUGGGACGUGGGCGCCGGCUGGAUAGACGUGCAGAGCCCCAACGGGGCGGCCGCGCUGCCCGGCUCGCUGCACCCGGCGGCCGGCGGACUCCAGACCUCGCUCCACUCGCCGCUGGGCGGCUACAAUUCGGAUUACUCGAGCCUGGGCCACUCGGCCUUCAGCAGCGGCGCCUCCUCACACCUCCUCAGCCCCGCCGGCCAGCACCUCAUGGACGGAUUUAAGCCAGUGUUGCCCGGUUCCUAUCCGGACUCAGCCCCCUCGCCGCUGGCCGGCGCUGGGGGUUCCAUGCUGAGUGGCGGCCCCGCCGCACCGCUGGCCGCUUCUCCCCGCUCCUCCGCCCGCCGCUACUCGGGUCGUGCCACUUGCGACUGCCCCAACUGCCAGGAGGCCGAGCGCCUGGGGCCGGCGGGGGCCAGCCUGCGGCGCAAAGGGCUGCACAGCUGCCACAUUCCUGGCUGCGGCAAGGUCUACGGCAAGACCUCGCACCUGAAGGCGCAUCUGCGCUGGCACACGGGCGAACGUCCCUUCGUCUGCAACUGGCUCUUCUGCGGCAAGCGCUUUACGCGCUCCGACGAACUGCAGCGGCACCUGCGGACCCACACAGGCGAGAAGCGCUUCGCCUGUCCCGUCUGCAACAAGCGUUUCAUGCGCAGCGACCACCUCAGCAAGCACGUCAAGACCCACAGCGGCCCGGGCGGCGCCGGCGGUCCUGGUGGCCCGGGCGGCGCUAGCGGCCCCGGUGGCAAGAAGGGCAGCGACACCGACAGUGAGCACAGCGCAGCCGGCAGUCCGCCCUGCCACUCCCCGGAGCUGCUGCCGCCCCCCGAGCCUGGCCACCGCAACGGUCUGGAGUGAUGGGCGGAGGCGCGGAGCCGUCGCGCCCCUCCGCCCCGCUGCCCCCUGGGUGCGCAGCCCCGCGGCGGGGACGCAGACACGUAAGUAGCCGAUGCGGCUCCGCAAGGACCGUUCUCAAGCCCGGCGGACGCCUCGCUGCCCGCCCGGAGUCUCGCCUGGGGCGGCUGGUGCUGCCGGGUCGCGCAACCCCCGCGUCAGGGCAGGGAGCGCUCGGCAAGGUGCGAGAGUCGCUGCCCCCCUGUGGAGCAGCCCUGUUGGCCGCCUCCUAUUCGUCCACCUCGGGUUGCCUUUGGAGCAGAAAAACAUAAGUUCCCCCUCUGCUUUCCCGCUGGGAACAGUUAGGCACCUCCUCCCUCCGCCACCAGAGCCGGUAGAACAGCGCGGUGCCCCAGGAGCCAUGGGCAGGCGGGCAGGGUCUGCCCGCGGCACAGGGAUCCUACGGCAGAGGUGGCCGUCCCCACAUAGCACCGAGCCCGAGUCUCGGAACUGCCCUCGUCUCGUUAACUGCUCAUAGCUCUUCCGCGGCCGGGACUGGGGCGGCUGAGUGCUUUGCCCCUCUGCCCCCGCCUCCCCCCUCCCUUUCUUCAUUUUUUCUCCCUUCCUUCCUUCCUUCCUUCCUUCCUUCCUUCCUUCCUUCCUUCCUUCCUUCCUUCCUUCCUUCCUU